AUGGACAGUAUUCUCGGUUCUGUAGGCCGGGUUGCUAAUGUCAAAGUUCGCAACGACGAUGAUCUGGUAGACCGCCUCAACCAUCUGUACACUACCGGCAUACUCAUCAUCUUCACCGUGGUCGUCAGCGCCAGACAGUACGUCGGCGACCCCAUAAGAUGCUGGUGCCCAGCCGAAUUUCCGGGUACGCACGUGGAUUAUGCAAACAACAUAUGCUGGAUCUCGAACACUUACUACAUCCAUAUAGAGGACCCCAUUCCCUACAACAUCCGGGACCGCGAAGGGAAGGAACUCAACUACUACCAGUGGGUUCCCGUGAUGCUCCUCGUCCAGUCCCUCAUGUUUUACCUCCCUUGCAUAAUAUGGCGCCUUCUGAACGGACAGUCCGGUAUUAACGUGGACAGGAUAGUGUCACUAGGUAGCGACGCGCAAUAUGAGAGUCCAGAGAACAGAGUGAGGACUAUAAAAUACGUAGUAAGGCAUUUGGACCGUUGCCUUGACAACCAAAGAGAGAGUCGAUCAACGUGCUGUGUAUCCUUACGUCACUUCCUGUCUGCCAAAUUAUCGAUUCUUUGCGGCAAACGUUACGGAAAUUUCCUAGUUGGAGUGUACUUCAUAGUGAAAAUUUUGUACAUUACGAACGCUAUAGGACAGCUGUUCUUGCUCAAUGAAUUCUUGGGCCAGGACUACAACUUGUUUGGCUUUCAGGUGCUCGAUGACCUAAUUAACGGCAAAGACGACUGGACGGCCAGUCACAGGUUCCCGAGGGUGACCCUUUGUGAUUUCCAAAUACGCCAGUUCAACAACAUCCAUCGAUACACCGUGCAAUGCGUGCUUCCUAUCAACCUGUUCUCAGAAAAGAUAUACAUUUUUCUUUGGUUUUGGUUCGUGUUCUGUUCAGUCCUGACUUGCUACAGCCUCGCAAACUGGGUGUGGCACACCGUCUUUCCAACUGCCCGGAUGCAAUACGUCCGCAGGUUACUCCGCGUUAUGGGGAGCAUAAGCACCGGACCGGAGAAAAAACUGGCCAACAGAUUCACAAUGGAAUAUUUAAGACACGAUGGCGUGUUCACGUUAAGACUAGUUGGCAAAAACUCCAGUGAUAUUGUGGUGGCCGAGAUUUUGGCGGGCCUUUGGGACAUGUAUAGGACUAAGAAGGCGGCACAGAUACGGAAUAAUACCCAAGAGGUAGAGUUCGAAGGGGAGGACGUAUGACUAUAGAAGGACGCCUAGAAAUUUAAUUUAUAAAAAUGAGCCUCGGUGGGGAGAAAGUAGUCUUAUUGAAUAUGUGUAAAGUGCCGUCCCUAUUUAGCCUGUGCAGUCCGCACAGGCUUAAAAGGCACGACACUUUCCGACUAAACUUGAUUCUCGCCAAAAAGAUCUUCAUUAAAAAAUAAAACCAAAGAAAGCCUUAGGUGUCGUCCCAAAAUAGCAUUUCUGGACUUUAUACGCUUAUCUCGGACGACACUUUAGGCCCAAUUCAUUAAGACCCGUUUUCCCAGAACAAGGAUCGCAGUCGUUUUAUUAAGUCCAUAUUCAUCAGAUAUAUUUAUAUAUUUGAUACAAUAUUGUGCCCUUUAUUUCCCUUGAUCGUUUAAUAUAAGGUAAGUUUGUUCGUAUGCGACAAUAUGUUACGAUAUACCAUGUCAAUGUAUGAGUCAAAUGUUUAUGUGUAUUUCAUUCCAUGUAUUAUUUACGACUUUGUUCGUUUGAAUUCCCUCCCAAAAUAAAAUACAAUUUCGUUAUACGAACCCAGGUAAGUCCUGUUGUUUGGUUGAUCAUUUGUAAGAUAGUUAUGCUACCCUUAUCAUAUUUAUUUACGUGUGUUGCAAGUAUGUAAUUUGUGUAUCAAAUGGAUUUCUACUGAAUGAUAUAGAUAACUUUUCAGUAUUCAUUUACGUUUGAUUAUGUUUUGGUUUUUAUCACAUAUGUUUGGUCCUUGUUUUAAGACGUAACGUCAAGAAGUCAGUCCACCCGGAAAAUUGCGCAUGUGAGGUACAUGUUUUCGUAAUAGAAAUUUUCAUUUUUUAACAUAGCGUCAUGAUAAGGUGUCCAUACGCAAUUGUUCCCGCAGCAUGAAUUUUAUACAUUUGCGCACAUAUUGACAGUAGCAAAGAUACAAUUCAAGUAACAGAAUAUCUACACACAUCAAUAUUCGAAUGUGUGAACAUGUCAACGAAUGCUCGUUAACAACUAACUCAAGCUGUUGAAUCAUAUUCAAACUAUUGUUUUAUGUAAUGCUAAUGUAUUUUCGUUGUAAAUGCAGUUUGAUUAUCAGGCACGUACCCAGGCACUGGGCCCAGGGGCCCGCCCCCCCCCCCCCCCAGCUGGCUGUCGAGUUAUGAUUUUUUAAUGAUGGGCCUACUGCAAAUUUUCUCACAUUAUAGGGCCCACAGUACACUUUCCUGCAAUACAAAUGUGCAGAUGUGUAUUAUUGCCCCUGAUACACAAGGGGAUUAGCGCUAAUUUACUCGCCAGUGGAGAUAAGCCCCUAGGCAUUGUUUUCUUAUCACCUUGUACACACAUCCCCGAUCUGUCAAUUACCCAUUGUGAUCAAUGCCCCAUCUUUUGAUGGUGGGUGUAACACGUCUUUUGAUUAGACAAGGAAAGAGAAACAGCGAAUGAAUGGAACUGAUACAGAAGGUCGUAGGUCUGAACGAUAAUAGUGUUUUCUCUUUUGAAUUCAAACCUCCUCUAGAGUCAAAGCUUAUUAAACAUUUCUGUGAAAACUUGUCUUGUAGUUACUGACAUAUAACCAUAGUAGUAUUUUCUCUUUGAAAUCAAACCUCCUCUUCAGUCAUACUUUAUGUUACAUUUCAUAAUAAAGGUUUUUUAGUUUCAAAGGUUGCUUUUACUUCUUUAUAAAGUGUAACACAUUUCUGAAAUCUAAAGCUUUAAACAUGUGUGUGAAUUUCACACCAAGGGGUCGUUGAUAAAGCAUGUCGCGCUUUUUUUACCAUUUUUACCCCGGCAUGUCACAAACUGUUACAAAAUCUUGGACCCCCUUCCCUAAAGUACGUCACAAACUAACACUUUUGAACAUUUUUUUAAAAUUAAUACUUAAUUUAAUUUAAACCUAAAACUCAAUUCACUAUUAAACCGUUUUAAAAUUUCACUUACCGGUAAAAGAACUUUCACAUUACAGGCUUGUAUAACUGUAGGGUUGUUACGAUGAGCAGUAUGAAUAUUUAUCCACUAGUUAACCUCUAAUAAAAACGAAAUUAUAAUUUAGAUUUUCUUUCAACCCUUUACUAACUAAAAAUGGAACAGUCCAAUUUUUUCGUCAUUGAAAUCUGUGUGGAGGUUGUGUCUAUUGAAUAAGCCGGCCCAGCCAAGUUGCCUAUUAAACAUUCGAAGAACAGAAUCAGGAGAUACGCAAUUCGUCUUAUUUUCACAUAAAACUAAUUCAAGUGUUUCACAAAUUUUUGAAAAUUAAUUUUAAAUUCUACUUAAGAAAUAAUAAAUAAAUUAUACAAUUUUUUUAAAUAAAUGUGUGACAUCACACAUGGCCCGACUCCCCUCCCCCAUGUCACAAACUGUCACUUUCUUACUCACCCUCCCCCACCUGGAGCGUGACAUACUUUAUGGACGGCCCGUAAUGGUUAAAGCUUUAGACUUCAGAAAGGUGCUGAUUUACUUGUUAUAUAUCCAUAAAUUUAUAACACAACAUAUGUUUCUAUAUGCCUUCAAAUUCACCUUGAACAGUGCCUAAUAAAAAAAAUCUAUUCGGGAGGGGCAACCCCUCCCGCACACUCCCCGUUUGGGCCCCCCAGUCAACAUUUCCUGGGUACGGCCCUGAUUAUAUAACAUAAUAUAUCAAGACGUUAUCACACGUCAUGUGUUGAAUUUACGCCGAGCUGUUAAAUUUUGGCGUCGUUUUGACGUCGUUUUCAUGUUACAAAGUGUAGUCGGACUUUUUGACGUUACGUCUAAACAUUUUAGAGAGCGUUGCCAAACAUUUCGUUUAUUAUGCAAAUGCCCUCAUAUCACUCAAUUUCUUUGUCAUACUUGUCAUUGAAUAUUUAAUAAAUUUUAGCCAAAAAUGCACUUUUGAGAAUUCAGUAUAAUUCUCUAUUUUUAAGUAGAAAUACAUUGUAUGCACAUAUUAUGUUAUUUAUUUUAAGUUUAUCUUACAAAUGUUACUUCUUAUAAAUGAUUCCAAAAUGUGCAAGCAAAUUUUUCGGUCACGUCUAAUCGAAAGUGACUUGUGCACUGUUACCAAAAAUACGAUUGAAAAAUGUCAUAGAUGCAUUAAGGAAUGUGUACAUUAUAUGCGCACUAGUGAAAUAACACUGACAAAUAAGACAGAAAAUAACAUAAAUAUUGGUUGAUUUAUGAAUAAUCAUCAUUCCAAAUCGGUUAAGAAAUAAUGGGUUAGUAACGCUUUUCAUUGA
Molecule: messenger RNA, 4394 nt
Organism: Dreissena polymorpha
Lineage: Eukaryota; Metazoa; Mollusca; Bivalvia; Myida; Dreissenidae
Product: innexin unc-9-like
Exons: 3
Coding region: 1-1215 (404 amino acids)
Source: RefSeq, a predicted model, not a curated record